UCUGGCACACCAUAAUAACUUUGGUAAAUGGCUGUCGCGACAGGCCGGAGAAGUGACGCGAUCGAGGACCAUCAAUACCUCACAGUGUGAGACAGAUUUUUGCUCUCGGAGAGCUCGCAAUAAUACAUAAAAUGUAUAUAAGAUAUACCUAAUUUUGCAUAUUCAUAGAAAAUGCAAAAGUAAGGAGUACGAGAUUUGGUCGUGUCUCAAAACCAUCUACGUUUUUUUGCGAUUCAUUAAAACUAUCAUAUGUCAAACAUAAUUUAUAAAUUGAAAAGAUCAAUAAUUAGUAUUAUCGAAAUUUCUUUUUUGACUCGUCGAGUUCAUGCACUGUUAGUUGUUAUCUCGAUUGAGCGGAAUCGCAAGUUUGUUUUGCUUAGCGGAUUCCUCGCAUGAAGGCAACCCCCCGGACGCGUCUCGUAAAUCCGAAAUCAACGCUGAACACAAAUUCACAGUCGCUCAAUACGUGUUCAACAUGAGCCACGACGUUAUAGUUGAUGCAUUACCCUAUAUUGAUACCGGCUAUGAUGAGCCGGGAGUGAGAGAAGCGGCUAUUGCGAUGGUAGAGGAUGAGAAGAAGAGGUAUCGGCCCACAAAAAAUUAUCUGGAACACCUGCCUCCUCUUAACCUGUCAGCUUUUGAGCCACAAGGGUCCCUCAUGAUGAGUCUCCAAGCAGGCCCUUGGUCCUUCUCUAGCUCCUCACGACAGGUCUUGUCGAGCUGCCCUAGCCAUGACCUCCUAGGUCGUCCCACUGGCCUUCUCCACCCAGUGUUGUCUGGCAGAGGCUCCCAAAGUACUGAAUCUUGGUCUUGGUCCAGGAGAUCUCUAGACCAAAGGCCUAUGCCUCAUUUGCACUGGGUCAAACACCUUGAGGUCGAUGUAGGCUUGUGUAAUAAUUUGUGGGAGAACUAUCCUACUGUGCAAACACCAAAUGUAAUAAUAUGGGGAUGUGUAUCCCUCUUGGAUUGUACUCAAUGUAAUGUUGUAGGAAGUGUUCCUGCUGAAUGGUACUGCUCUGUAGACCUGUUGGAGUCUACAGGAGCUGAGGAGAGUGCAAUUGCUAACUCCCAGUAUAUUGCUAUACUGCAUCCAGCGAUGUGGGUUGGAGCGCUGAUACCAGUGCCCAGAAAUCAUUUUCUGCAAAGUCCCAGAGGAGGAGGCUGUUCUCACUGCAGGGAUCAGCUUCCAACCCAUGGGGGCCAACAGACAUCUCGUAGCCAGCUAGAUCACAGCCGGUAUCAUAUUUUCAGAAAGGAAAUUCAAGAGCUGAACUGGUCAAGAAAGAAUAUGCAGACAAAGGCGGGAGAGGAGUUGCGGCAUCUAGAAAGUAGCUGGGUGUCCCUUGUUUCACGAAAUUAUGAAAUUGAGCAAGCUUGUGUAUUAUUAGAAGCUGAGAUAGUGAAACUUGAACAUGAAAAGGAAACUCAAGAAAAUUAGCUUCUUAAUUUCAAUUGUUCCAGGUUUUCUUAAAUGAUCUUACAACUGAUAUAUUUACAUGCUUUGGUGAUGAUAUUCAAAUAAAAAUAAAAGUAGAAAUAAU
Molecule: messenger RNA, 1541 nt
Organism: Penaeus chinensis
Lineage: Eukaryota; Metazoa; Arthropoda; Malacostraca; Decapoda; Penaeidae
Gene: BCAS2
Exons: 9
Coding region: 476-1438 (320 amino acids)
Biological process (GO): mRNA processing
Cellular component (GO): precatalytic spliceosome; catalytic step 2 spliceosome; Prp19 complex
Source: RefSeq, a predicted model, not a curated record